This is a messenger RNA of Phalacrocorax carbo (great cormorant), 1065 nucleotides long. The record is from RefSeq and is a predicted model, not a curated record. NCBI's taxonomy places the organism in Eukaryota, Metazoa, Chordata, Aves, Suliformes, Phalacrocoracidae.
AUGGAGGAGUCGGAUGAGGACGGGGAGGACAACGAGGAGUUCCUGGAGCGGCUGAUGGCACAGACGGGCAGGGAUGUGCCACAGCAGGAGCUGGAGGAGCACUACAGCGUGCUGGAGGAGCUGGGCAGCGGGACCUACGGCCGCGUGGUGCUCACGGAGCCCCUGGAUGGUGGCUCGCCAGUGGUCCUCAAGCUGAUGCUGAAGCAGCAGACAGAGCGGCGGGCAUUCCUGCGGGAGUAUUGCAUCGCCCUGUGCCUCUCCAGCCACGCCGCCUGCCUGCGCACCCUGCCCAUUGCCUUCGAGAGUGCCACGCACUUCGCCUUCGGGCAGGAGCUCGCUCCCGCCGGGGAUCUGUGUGCCCUCCUCAACCCGGGGGAGGGCUUGGCAGAGGAGCUGGUGAAGCGCUGUGCGUCCCAGCUGGCCGAGGCGCUGGACUUCAUGCACAGCCGGGCCCUGGUGCACCGUGACGUCAAGCUGGACAACGUGCUGCUCUUCGACCGUGAGUGCCGGCGGGUGAAACUGGGAGACUUCGGGCUCACCCGUGUGCAGGGUUCGGCAGUGGGUGCCAUGUCUAGCACCUUGCCCUACUCCCCACCGGAGCUCUGCCUGCUCCAGGGCUCUGACACACUGGAGCUGGACUCCAGCCUGGAUGUCUGGGCUUUUGCCGUCCUACUCUUCUGCCUCUGCACUGGCUGCUUCCCCUGGACUGUAGCUGCCAGCUCUGACCCCCAGUUCGAGGACUUCAGCGCCUGGCAGGGAGGCACAGCGGGGCAGGGGAUGCCCCCUGCAUCCUGGCGAGGCUUUGGCUCUGGGGCGCUGGAGAUGCUCCGGCGCUUGCUGACGCUGGACCCUGACCGCCGGAGCCCGGCCAUCGAGGUGCAGAAAUACCUGUCCCUGCCCUGGGUGAUUGCCCCCAGUGCUGGGGAACCAGCACCAAGCAGCUCCCAGUCCCCCCUUACCAGCGGCAUGGGGAAGAGCCCAAGGGGCACUGGGGCACAGGAUACUGAUGGUGGGGGAGAGGGGCUUCCCAUGCCCCCUGCUAAUGCACUGGCCCCGUGCUGGUAG